Anthostomella pinea is the source of this 966-nucleotide messenger RNA. The record is from the annotation of a GenBank genome assembly. Lineage: Eukaryota; Fungi; Ascomycota; Sordariomycetes; Xylariales; Xylariaceae.
AUGCGGACUUUAACAGACAGUACCGUCGGCAGUAACUUCGCGAUUUCGCCUAAAACGCUACCUUUUAUACCUGGUACUGUUUUUACCGAUGGCCUUUACGUAGGCCGCUUUUUAAAGGCAAAUUUCGAAAACGCUAUCGAGACGCUGCGCUUAUAUCGACCGGCAAACGGACAAUCAUGGAUUAAAGAAGACUGGGAGCAAAUCGUGUGUGGAUUAGUUGCGUUUCUUACCGUUGUUCUCGGUUUCGGAGAGCAUAGCAAGUUCAAGAAGCGCGCCUGCCGCUGCUUGGACAAGUUUUUCUUGAAGGACCGGGAGAGCCGCUUGCUGUCCGUCUUCAGCUUGGCCGACGGCGCUUAUAACAACGGCCUAGACGCAGCAACCCACGACCUAGAAUGCCUCAACAGGGCGCAAGCUUACGCAGAAGCCCCAGCCGACAUAGGGAGACAUCGCCGCAUCCGCUUCCGCGUGCGAGGAGCCCCCGUCCCACAACCGCCACCCCGACCGAGCCGCAUCAUCGAGCUCUACCGACGGGCAGGUCAGCUGCUGAUGAUCUUCGACACGUACACUAAUCAGUUCAUCUACCACGCCGGACGUAAUGCCGACUUUUUCAUUACGACGCAGAACGGGAGGUGCAUCGCCAUCCAUCACCAUAACGUCUCGCUGGGCUACGAUGGCGGCUCCCAAGCCGCUCAACGAGACAUCACCACAAUCUCAGCGUACAGCUCGAGCUCUUCAAAUAACAACCUGCCGCCCUGGAAGCAACCCUGCCACCGUCACAAGAAGGUCCAGGAUUUCCGCGCCGUCGACGGGUCCGAGAAGCCCAACAACGGAAACGACCACCUAUACCUAGAGGGCGGCCGUCAGUGCCCAGCAGAGAGUAUGGAGAGAAUGACACGAGCAACUGUGGAGCUCGUCAAGGUGACCUACCUCUCCAGAACGGGCUCGUGCAACACCUUGCGGCAAUGA